Messenger RNA from Bipolaris zeicola 26-R-13, 312 nucleotides. RefSeq lists its product as uncharacterized. Gene Ontology annotation, biological process: protein stabilization; negative regulation of apoptotic process. The transcript is spliced from 2 exons. The record is from RefSeq and is a predicted model, not a curated record. The coding region runs from base 1 to 312 and encodes 103 amino acids. NCBI's taxonomy places the organism in Eukaryota, Fungi, Ascomycota, Dothideomycetes, Pleosporales, Pleosporaceae.
AUGGCCGAACCCCAACCCCCCACCAUCCACGAAGGCGCCUCGACCCCUGCCCUCGACGACGCCGCUUCUACCCCUCCCAAUGGCACGAAGAAAGAAGUCGACGGCAAAGCCCUCGACAAAGCGAUGAAAGGGCUGAGCGUAAAAGAUAAGGCGGAGGAAGAAAAGAAGAAGAAUGUUAAGAUUGAGGCGAGCGAUGUGGCGGUUUUGGUAUCCGAGUUGGAAAUUACAAAAGCGAAAGCGACGGAGUUGCUACGGGCGAAUGAGGGGGACGCGGUCAAGGCUUUGGUUGCUUUUGUUACUGCGGCGCCUUGA